CAAAUCACUAAUGUCAAACUGACACAAUUCCGAAUUAUUCUCGAAAUUUCCGUUUUACGCCAAAGUCGAAAAUUUUCGUGUCGUAGUUCGAAAUUCAGAUUCAAAUUCCAGUAAAACACAGCAAAAUGAGAGAGUGCAUAUCAGUUCACAUCGGCCAAGCCGGAGUUCAAAUCGGCAACUCGACAUGGGAACUCUACUGCCUGGAACACGGCAUCCAAGCUGACGGAACAAUAAGCAUGACAAAAGAAGUAGCCUCCGACAAUUGCUUCGGAACCUUCUUCUCCGAAAUGGAGAGCGGCAAACUGGUACCCAGAGCCAUCAUGGUCGACCUAGAGCCCACAGUAGUAGACGAAGUGAGGACAGGCCACUACAAGAAGCUCUACCACCCCGAGCAACUUAUAACCGGCAAAGAAGACGCAGCUAAUAACUACGCCAGAGGCCACUACAGCAUAGGCAAAGAAAUGCUCGACAUCGUCAUGGAGAGGCUCAACAAACUAGCCGAGAACUGCCAUGGCCUGCAAGGCUUCUUCGUCUUCCACUCCUUCGGCGGAGGCACAGGCUCUGGCUUCUCCUCCCUCCUGAUGGAAAAGCUCUCCCAAGACUUUGGUAAGAAGAGCAAGCUGGAGUUCGUGGUUUACCCCGCGCCCCAGGUCUGCACAGCAGUCGUGGAACCCUACAACUCCAUCCUGACCACGCACACCACUCUCAGCCACUCCGACUGCGCCUUUAUGGUGGACAACGAAGCUAUCUACGACAUCUGCAGGCGCAAGCUAGGCAUCGAGCGACCUGACUACAUCAACCUCAACAGGCUGAUAAGCCAGGUAGUAUCAUCCAUCACUGCUUCCUUGAGGUUCGAUGGUGCUCUCAACGUCGACCUCACUGAGUUCCAAACCAACCUGGUGCCUUACCCGCGGAUCCACUUCCCUUUGGCUUCCUAUGCCCCUGUAGUUUCUUCGGAGAAAGCCUACCACGAGGGAAUGUCCGUGGCAGAGAUCACAGCGGAACUAUUCGAACCCACCAACCAAAUGGUCAAGUGUGACCCGAGGGAAGGGAAAUACAUGGCCUGCUGUCUGCUGUACAGAGGUGACGUGGUGCCCAAGGACGUAAACGUUUCCAUAGCUCAGAUGAAGGCAAAGAGCGACGUGAGGUUCGUGGAUUGGUGUCCCACAGGGUUCAAGGUGGGGAUAAACUACCAGCCGCCCACUGUGGUGGAGGGGGGCGAUUUGGCUGGUGUUCAAAGGGCUGUUUGCAUGCUGUCGAACACGACUGCUAUCGAGUCUGCGUGGAGGAAGCUGAACAAGAAGUUCGAUUUGAUGUUUGCGAAGAGGGCCUUCGUGCACUGGUAUAUUGGGGAGGGGAUGGAGGAGGGGGAGUUUGGAGAGGCCAGGGAGAAUUUGGCUACGCUGGAGAAGGAUUACGAGGAGGUGGCUAUGGAUUCGACGGAUUAUGAUACUAUCGAGGAAGCCUGAUUGAUAAUAAUUCAUGGAUAUCACAUAUCAAUUCAUUAAAUACAAUCUCAUAUUUUAUACCU
Molecule: messenger RNA, 1531 nt
Organism: Phaedon cochleariae (mustard beetle)
Lineage: Eukaryota; Metazoa; Arthropoda; Insecta; Coleoptera; Chrysomelidae
Source: the annotation of a GenBank genome assembly